AUCUACCGAUGCUGGUUGGCUUUAGUCGGGGGGAUGUUUGGCGGCUGUUCCCUUACUACGAGAACCACGUGCAUGAACUUGUGAGGGAAUAAGGCUACUAUUGCUUCCAGGCUACUAAGCCAGACACUGCAGUGCAGGACAGGUGUGGAGACAUUCAGUGUUGGAACUUCACCAUGGAAGGACUUCAGGUUUUAAUGGAGACUUUACUGGGCUUGGACCUGGUCCAGAAGCUGAUAGGUACAGCGAUUGCAGCAGGAGGCAUUCUGGCCUACAUGAUCUACAAAAGAGGACAAGUAAAAACUAUUCCUCUUGGUGAAGGAUGGUGGGGAGCUGGAGAAAAACCACUUUCAGAGGAUGAUAAAAUCUACCCCUUUACAGUGGAAACCUCCGAUGAGGAAAUCAAGGACCUCCAUGAUCGCAUUGAUCGAACCCGCUACACAGAAUCUUUGGAGGACAGCCGCUUCCAUUACGGCUUCAAUUCCACUCAUCUGAAGAAAGUGGUGAAAUACUGGAGACAUGAGUUUGACUGGAAGAAGCAGGUGGCAGAGCUCAACAAGUUUCCACACUUCAAGACCAAAAUAGAAGGACUGGACGUGCACUUUAUCCACGUGCGGCCACAGCACCGUGCGAAUCAGAGGGUCCUGCCUCUGAUGCUCGUCCACGGUUGGCCUGGCUCGUUUUAUGAGUUCUACAAGAUCCUGCCUCUGCUCACAGAGAGGCAGGGUGAUGUCGUGUUUGAGGUUGUUUGUCCAUCCAUACCUGGCUAUGGAUACUCAGAAGCCCCUCAUAAACAAGGAUUCAACAGCCUCGCCGCUGCCAGAGUUUUCCUGACCCUGAUGGAGCGUUUAGGAUUCUCUGAGUUCUACCUGCAGGGAGGAGACUGGGGCUCGCUCAUCACCACCAACAUGGCACAGAUGAAGCCCGAGUGUGUGAAAGGGCUCCAUCUAAACAUGAUUCUGUCAACUAGAGGGCUCAAAGUGCUGGUGUCCCUCUUGAUUGGACCUUAUCUACCAUUCCUGGUUGGCUUUAGUCAGGAGGAUGUUCGCCGGGUUUUCCCUUUUAUGGAGAAGAACGUAUAUGAAUUGUUGAGGGAAUCAGGCUACCUUCACAUCCAGGGGACUAAACCAGACACUGCAGGCUGUGGAGUGAACGAUUCUCCUGUGGGUUUGGCGGCGUACAUCCUGGAGAAAUUCUGCACCUGGACUGACAUGAAGAACAGAGAUCUGGAGGAUGGUGGGCUGGAAAAGAAAUUCAGCCUGGAUGAGCUCUUGACUAACCUCAUGAUCUACUGGACCACUGGCUCCAUUGUCCCGUCCAUGCGCUUCUACAAAGAGAACUUGAAGACUAACAUUGAUAACAGAGUGGAUUCAAAGACCGCUGUCUAUGUGCCCACUGGACUUGCUGCGUUCCCUGGUGAACUGACGCAUACCCCCAAAUCAUGGGCAGAAAUGAGGUACAAAAAGAUCUACUCGUAUACUUUCAUGCCUCGAGGCGGACACUUCGCUGCCUUUGAGGAGCCCCAGCUGCUCGCAGACGACGUCAUCCAGUUUGUGAAAAAAGUGGAGCAGCACUGAAGCUAAUGAUG
Molecule: messenger RNA, 1585 nt
Organism: Cheilinus undulatus (humphead wrasse)
Lineage: Eukaryota; Metazoa; Chordata; Actinopteri; Labriformes; Labridae
Product: epoxide hydrolase 1-like
Exons: 10
Coding region: 174-1574 (466 amino acids)
Biological process (GO): epoxide metabolic process; arachidonate metabolic process
Molecular function (GO): epoxide hydrolase activity
Source: RefSeq, a predicted model, not a curated record